Messenger RNA from Nicotiana tabacum (common tobacco), 1748 nucleotides. Its product is annotated as aspartate aminotransferase, mitochondrial-like. The record is from RefSeq and is a predicted model, not a curated record. Gene Ontology annotation, biological process: amino acid metabolic process; biosynthetic process. NCBI's taxonomy places the organism in Eukaryota, Viridiplantae, Streptophyta, Magnoliopsida, Solanales, Solanaceae. Gene Ontology annotation, cellular component: mitochondrion. Gene Ontology annotation, molecular function: pyridoxal phosphate binding; L-aspartate:2-oxoglutarate transaminase activity.
UCCUUUUUGACAAAGAGAAGAAACUGGCAGAGAAGACAGCCCAUUGGAAGAGUAGCAAACCAGAGCUUUCAAUGUCUUCUUUCCCUAGCAUUCCAAUAACAUAUCUCAUAACAUAUCAUAUUAUAUCUACUACUCAAUUUUUUCCUCUGUAAAAAUACCAACUUGAAGUUUUGCAUUCUUUUUUCCUGAUUUUACAAUCCCAACUCAAUAGAGGCUUUAAUUUCCUAAACUCUGUGUCUAUCUCAAUUCAAGAAAAGAACAGAGCAAGAGAAUCAACAUGUGGAGCAGAUAUGUUGUUAGAUUCAGUAAAAGAAGGAUGUCAACCUCAGUAGCAACAAAUGGCAAAAACAAUAUGGGAUGGUGGGACCAUGUACAACCAGUUCCUAAGGAUCCAAUCACUAGUGUCACUGAGUCUUUCCUCUUUGACCCAAGUCCUUUAAAGCUCAAUCUUGGUGUGGGAGCUUAUAGAGAUGAUGAAGGAAAACCAGUUACUCUUGAAUGUGUUAAAAAAGCUAUGGAAAAGAUAUCAGACUGCGAGUUUUUGGAAUCAACUAAAGCAACAACAAAGUCAAAGUUCGUGCAGGACUGUGUGAAAUUGGCUUAUGGAUAUGACUCUGAUGUUGUUAGAGAAAGCAGGUUUGCUGGAGUUCCAGCUCUUUCAGGGACUGGUGCAUGCCGUCUGUUUGCUGAAUUCCAAAGGCGCUUCUAUCCUGACUCACGAAUGUUUCUACCAAUGCCAACUUGGUCCAACCACAAUGACAUUUGGAGGGAUUCUGAAGUUUGUACAAGUACCUACCACUAUUAUGAUCCUGAUACAAAAGGAUUGCAAUUUCAAGCCCUCAUGAAUGAUAUCAAGAAUGCUUCAGAUCGUUCCUUUUUCUUACUUCAUCCUUGUGCUCAUAAUCCAACUGGCGUCGACCCCAACUAUGAGCAGUGGAAAGAAAUCUCUCACCUAUUCAAGAUCAAGAAUCAUUUUCCUUUUUUUGAUAUGGCUUAUCAAGGAAUUUCUAGCGGCGACCUUGAGAAAGAUGCUACUGCUAUUCGGAUAUUUCUUGAAGACGGACAUCUAUUGGGCUGUGCCCAGUCUUUUUCCAAAAACAUGGGAUUAUACGGACACCGAGUAGGUUGUGUCAGUAUUGUCUCCAGGGAUGAAAAGCAAGCCACUGCAAUCAAGAGUCAGUUCCAGCAGAUUGUCAGGGCAAUGUACAGUAGCUCUCCUCUUCACGGCCCACUAUUAGUAUCUACAAUCUUGAACGAUGCUGAUUUAAAGGCACUUUGGGAAGAGGAAAUUAAGGUCAUGGCUGAUCGCAUGAUCAGAAUGAGAAUCACAUUACGUCGAACUCUUGAAGAAUUGAAUUCGUCUGCAAACUGGGAACAUAUAACCAAGCAGGUCGGAAUGUUUUACUUCUCUGGUUUAUCCCCUAAAGAGGUUGACCGAUUGCAGAGGGAUUUCCAUAUAUACAUGACUAAUGAUGGACGCAUCAGCAUGGCAGGGGUAACAAGCAGCAAUGUGGAAUACUUGGCAAGUGCAAUCCAUAAAGUUACCAAAGUGUAGAUAUUAGUUAGCUUAAAUGUUGAACCAGUUUUGGCAAUUGGUUGAAAAGCAAUUUGUAGAUUAGAUUAUCUAUCUUAAUAAAAGUCUGAAGAAACCUUUCAUAUCAAUAUACAGUCAGACUUAUUUAUAACAUCCAUCCUCUAUAACAAAACUUCAUUAUAACGGUCAAGUUUUCUUUGGAACUAAUUUUUCA